AUGGCUUUCGUGGUCAGCGGCGCUGCUCUGAACAUAGCUGGUCAUGGAUGCGCGCACGGCUAUCCUGCAGUUCUUUUCGCUCAAUUAAAGGCUUCUGGGGAUCUGGUGCUCACAGAUCAUGACACAUCAUGGAUAGCGUCAGCAGUAGGUGCCAUGGGAAUUGUCGGAAAUUUUAUAUCUCCAGUGCUGAUGACAAAAUUUGGCCGACAGAAAGCCCACCUUUUCACAACCGUCCCAGCUCUUUUGGGAUGGAUUAUAUUCGUCAUGGGUAACUCUGUUCCACUGUUUCUCAUAGCGAGACUUCUACAUGGGCUAGCAUUAGGAUUGAGGACACCGUUAGCUGCUAUAUUAGUAGCCGAAUACACAGAUCCAAAGUAUAGAGGUGCGUUUUUAGGAACAUUCGCCAUAUCAUUAGGAUUAGGCAUAUUUUUGUCACAUCUUUGGGGAGCUCAAUUAACGUGGAAGAUGACAGCGGGAGUUUGCGCUAUAUUCCCAUUAGUUUCAAUGGCUAUUAUAAGCCUUUCGCCAGAAUCACCGUGCUGGUUGAUAUCGAAAGGCAAAUUCGAAGAGGCCAAGAAAGCCUUCCGUUGGGUGAGAGGAGAAGGAGCUGAACAACAAGAAGAAUUAGAUGCAAUGAUCAAUUCCCAAAAGGAGGAGAUAAAUAUUGAGAAACAAAGAAAUGAUGUUAAUAGAUUCACUUGUAACGGAAUGUUCCGGAAUAUGAUCAACAGUAUCAAAGAUGCUCUAAGAAUAUUCAAGAAGAAGGAAUUCUAUAAACCUGCUAUCAUAGCUAUUAGUAUGCUGAUUGUCUUCGAGUUCGGAGGUGCGCACAUGUUCGCUGCGUAUGGCAAUACGAUCCUCCAAGCAGUGUUAAACAAAGACGAGGUAAAGGACGUAGCUUGGCAGUUCACCGUCAUAGAUUUAUUGAGGACUGUAUGUGCGUUCUUUGCUAUAUUCUUGCUCAAGUACUUCAAGAGACGGAUUAUUUUAUUCACAAGUGGUGUAUUGACUAUAUUAUCAUUAUCGUCUAUAUCAAUUUUCAUUUACUUGAGGGACUACGAAGUGUUUACAGCAUCGAAUAUAUUAGAUACGGUUCCAAUGUGUUUAAUGGUGAUAUACACUUUAGUUUUCUGCUUAGGUUUAGUUCCACUAAAUUGGGUGAUUUGCGGAGAAGUGUUUCCCUUAGCGUACAGAAGUGUUGGAUCAACCUUGUCUACAUCAUUUCUAACUCCCGCUUUUGUAGUGUCUAUGAAGACAGCACCUCAUUUAUAUUCGUCGAUAGGAGUGCAAGGUGCAUUUUUAGUAUAUUCUGCUGUUCUUACAGUAUUUCUUGCUGUAAUAUACGCUUUGUUGCCUGAAACUAAAGACAGAACAUUGCAAGAUAUAGAAGAUGAUUUUAAGGGCAAGAAGAAGGCGGAUACGGAAGUACAAAUGACGCUGCUCAACAAAGACGAUAUCGUUGUGGUAAACUAA
This is a messenger RNA of Diatraea saccharalis (sugarcane borer), 1473 nucleotides long. NCBI's taxonomy places the organism in Eukaryota, Metazoa, Arthropoda, Insecta, Lepidoptera, Crambidae. The record is from the annotation of a GenBank genome assembly.